CUGAGGCGACUUCGCUUGCUUUCCUUCAUUCUGAAAACCUAUUUCGAUUUUCGCAAAGAAAACGUCAGGCACCCACCAUUCAACAUGGGCUUGAAAUACGCGAUCAAAAGCUAGUUUUAGCUGAAAUAUUGCUCUAAUUGUAGUGUUAUUGUUAAUAUAGUUUCAUUUUACAUGUACGUUGUGUAACUCGUAAAUUAGUCGAAAAUGGAUUCGUUUAUCAUAGGAUAUGGCGUUUGUUGAUUACUAAAAAUUUUGUUCAGUUGAUAAUUUUCUUUGUAUUUGAUGUCCGCUUUUCGUUUGUAAUCGCCUAUUUUGUUCGUGUUUACGUGUAUCCCCAUAAUGGUGAAGGAGAAGCCCAAUUCGAUUCGGAUUUACGACGAGGAGGGGUUCCGAAGGCGUGCGGCUUGCAUCUGCGUACGCUCGGACGCCGAAACGGAGGUGCUGCUGGUGACAUCAUCGCGGCGGCCGGACAACUGGAUCGUGCCGGGCGGCGGGGUGGAGCCCGAGGAGGAGCCCUCGGUCACCGCCACGCGCGAGGUGCUGGAGGAGGCCGGCGUCAUCGGCAAGCUCGGCCGCUGCCUCGGCGUCUUUGAGAACCGCGAGCACAAGCACCGCACGCAAGUGUACGUGCUGCGAGUGACGCAGGAGCUGGCGGAGUGGGAGGACGCGCGGCUGAUGGGGCGCAAACGGCAGUGGUUCUCGGUGGACGACGCGUUGGCCCAGCUCGCGCUGCACAAGCCGAUACAGAGGCAUUACUUGCAGCAGUUGCGGCGCUCGAAGCAGACCAAAAGCGAUGACCCGGGCAGUUAAGACUCUAGUUUCUAAUCGGAUUAAAGUUAGGAUAAGAGCCGCCAGGUGUAAGCCCAUACGACUGACUCGCGCAUUCAGGAAUAAAGCCGUCAGGCCUCGCGCGGCCAUCGCCUCUUCUUCACACAACAUUAACAGCUCUGUCCCGACCCGGUGAGAUCCAACUCGACUACACUGUGACUCAUUUGUAAAUAACAAGUCGAUAAUCCGAAAAGCUUUGCUGUAGGCAGUCAAAUGCAGCUAAUACACACGCGAAAUUAAAAGCCGUCGCGCUGAAUUUUUGAGGAUAAAUUUUAAUACUAAGCAUCAUACAUCUUUGAUACUAAGCUUGAGCGUCUAUCACUGUCGAGCCGGGCCGGUCACCUCCAACGCCGUAUAAUAUUCUCUAGGACACGUAAUACUGUAACUUCUUUUCUAUUUUUACCUAUAUUUUUAUACUUCAACGGAAAUAAAUGUUAAUUUUUAUUUUGUUAGCAUUAAAAUUAAAACGAAAAGACAUACAAGCUCUAUUUUUUAUUUAAUGAACUGUUUUAAAGAAUUCCUGAAUGAGUUUUAAAAAUAAAUUUUAUAUUUCUCUUC
Plutella xylostella (diamondback moth) is the source of this 1386-nucleotide messenger RNA. It is a transcript of the gene Aps, whose product is annotated as diphosphoinositol polyphosphate phosphohydrolase 1 Aps. Gene Ontology annotation, biological process: diadenosine hexaphosphate catabolic process; diphosphoinositol polyphosphate metabolic process; diadenosine pentaphosphate catabolic process. Gene Ontology annotation, molecular function: diphosphoinositol-polyphosphate diphosphatase activity; endopolyphosphatase activity; bis(5'-adenosyl)-pentaphosphatase activity. Gene Ontology annotation, cellular component: nucleus; cytoplasm. NCBI's taxonomy places the organism in Eukaryota, Metazoa, Arthropoda, Insecta, Lepidoptera, Plutellidae. The record is from RefSeq and is a predicted model, not a curated record.